AACCCUAGAACCAGAGAACUCUCUAUCUCUCUCCAAAGGUGAGAGCUUUCUCUUCUUCUUCAUCUCCAUCUUCACCAAAUCCUAACCCUAGAAACCCUCAAUUAUCGCUUGAGGAUGACGGCCGAGACGACGCCAAUGGCGGAGGAGCAAUCUCUCAACGUGCAACAAGAGGCAGCCAUGGUUGAGGAAGAGAAGAGCAAGGUUGUUGUUGUUGCUGUUGAUAACGAUGAUGAUGUUCCCGCUGAUGAGACGGAGACGGAGAUGAAGCGCGAGGAGGAGAAGGAGGCUUCGAUUGUGGAUAAAAAUGGUUCUUUUAGGGAGGAAAGCAACUGUUUUUCUGAUCUCAAGGAGAAUGAGAAGAAGGCGCUUGCUGAGCUCCGUGAGAAGAUUGAGAAUGGCAUUCUUGGAAAGGAGGAGGAGGAGGAGAGGGAUGUGGCUCUUUGGGGAGUGCCGCUUCUACCAAGCAAGGGAUCGGAGAGCACUGAUGUGAUCCUUCUCAAAUUCCUCAGGGCUCGGGAGUUCAAGGUGAAGGAUGCCUAUGAGAUGUUUGAGAAAACGCUUCAAUGGAGGAAAGAGGCGAAAAUUGAUUCGGUGAUCGGCGAGGAAGAGCUCGGUGCUGGAUUGAGUGCGGCGUGCUACAUGGAUGGAGUUGAUCGUGAGGGGCAUCCGGUGUGCUAUAAUGUUUAUGGUGUGUUUGCUGAUGAGGCUCUCUAUCAGAAGGCGUUUGGGACGGAGGAGAAGAGAGGGGAGUUCUUGAGGUGGAGAGUGCAGCUGAUGGAGAAGGGGAUUCAGAAGUUGGAUUUCAAGCCGGGGGGUGUUUCGUCAUUGCUUCAGAUCACUGAUCUGAAGAAUUCCCCCGGGAUUUCGAAGAAGGAGCUGAGGACUGCCAUGAAAAAUGCUGUUCAGUUGCUGCAGGAUAAUUACCCUGAAUUUGUUGCCCGAAAUAUCGUUGUCAAUGUGCCAUUCUGGUAUUAUGCCAUCCACUCUAUUUUAUCUCCCUUCUUAACCCAAAGAACAAAAAGCAAGUUCGUGUUUGCGCGCCCAUCUAAGGUUACCGAAACUCUCCUCAAGUAUAUCCCUGCUGAACAAAUCCCUGUCAGCUAUGGUGGCUUCAAAUGUCAAAAGGAUGCUGAAUUCUCCAUAGAAGAUACUGUCUCAGAGCUCAUCAUCAAAGCUGGGUCAACUGAGAGCAUUGAAAUUCCUACUCCAGAGGCUGGAACAAGAGUGGUAUGGGAUGUGACAGUGCUGGGUUGGGAAGUGAACUAUAAGGAAGAGUUUGUGCCAGAGGAUGAAGGAUCAUACACAAUAAUAGUCCAGAAGAGUAAGAAGAUGGGGCCUCAAGAAGAGCUGGUGCGGAACUGCUUUCGAACAAACGAGCCCGGAAAAGUAGUUAUAACCAUUGAGAACAGCUCUUUCAAGAAGAAGAAGGUGCUUUAUAGGUUCAAGACCAGCAACAACACAUUGUCUUCUUCUUAAAUUCUCUGAGAGGGACUUGUUGUCGUCUGGAAUGCAGUGGUUGUUAUGAUCUCUAUGCUGGUUUUCUUAUAAAUUUCUUUCAUGGUUGUGAGUUGAGAGAUUAGAGAGGGGAUUCUUUUGGGAUUUGGGUUUAUUCAUUGUUUUGUUUCUGGGGUUCUUCUUUUACCUUUUUUUUCCCCCUUCUGGUAACUCCUUAUUGUUGAAAUUUAUUUAAAUGU
Molecule: messenger RNA, 1694 nt
Organism: Dioscorea cayenensis subsp. rotundata (Guinea yam)
Lineage: Eukaryota; Viridiplantae; Streptophyta; Magnoliopsida; Dioscoreales; Dioscoreaceae
Product: patellin-4
Exons: 4
Coding region: 115-1476 (453 amino acids)
Molecular function (GO): lipid binding
Source: RefSeq, a predicted model, not a curated record